Messenger RNA from Aureobasidium vineae, 2217 nucleotides. Lineage: Eukaryota; Fungi; Ascomycota; Dothideomycetes; Dothideales; Saccotheciaceae. The record is from the annotation of a GenBank genome assembly.
AUGUCUUUCUUCGGCAAACUCAAGGGAAACGCAACACCAGCGNAGUCCGAACAGAAGCACAUUGCUGAUCUGGGUGGCCCUGUACGGCCGGAUGGUAGCGACAAGUUCUUUGGCUUCGAAAAUGUACUACGGAAGCACAUGGUACGCGUCUACUUCAGAGAGCCCGAAGUGAUGGUCGCUAAUCUCUGCGCAACAGCNUAUGCCAACUCGAUCAUACAGUGUCUAUACUACUCGACAACCUUUCGCGAAAAUGUCCUCAACUUCCCUCCGUUGCCCCCCUCGCCCGAGCAAACCGAUUCGGAUGCAGACCGGAGUAUGAGUCUCCAGAACGGUCUGCCGGCUCCUGGAAACCACCUUCUGACUGCUGCCACAAACAACCUCACAUCUAGCUCGCCUGCCAGGAGGCCCAUCAUUCUGCCAAACACGCCUGAAGCCCAAGCCACCAAGCCCGAUGAUAAGGAUUCUCCGGACUAUAAGAAAAAGGUGGCCAUGAGGUCGGGUCCUAUCUUGGAAAUGCAGAUGAGCAACUCCAACGCAUACGGAAUGUCUGAAUCGCUCUUCACUUCGCUAAAGGACAUUUUCGAGUCUAUCAUCGGCCACCAGUCGCGCACUGGAAUCAUCAGUCCUCUCAAGUUUCUCGAGAUUCUAAGAAAGGAGAAUGAGAUGUUUCGUUCUGCCAUGCAUCAAGACGCUCAUGAGUUCUUGAAUCUGCUGCUGAACCAGGUCGUCGACAACGUAGAGAUAUACUCGAAGAUGCUGCCGGCUAUCAACGGCACACUCAACGGCAACGGCAGUGCAGAACCAAGCAUGGCAGGCGCAAUGUCUGCAAUGGCAAAAGCGCACAAUGCAGCUGGCAUGAGCGGCGCUGGCUGGGUGCAUGAUUUGUUCGAGGGUCUCCUCACUUCAGAAACACGUUGCCUCAGCUGCGAAAACACAUCACAAAGAGAUGAGGCUUUUAUGGAUCUAUCUGUCGAUCUGGAAGCGCACUCUUCAGUAACGGCAUGUCUGCGGAAGUUUUCCGAAGAGGAGAUGUUGUGCGAACGGAACAAGUUCCAUUGCGACAACUGUGGCGGCUUGCAGGAAGCUGAAAAGAGGAUGAAGAUCAAACGACUACCACGCAUUCUGGCACUACACCUAAAACGUUUCAAAUACACCGAGGACCUCCAGAGACUCCANAAGCUUUUUCAUCGAGUUGUAUACCCCUAUCACUUGCGAUUAUUUAAUACCACCGACGACGCAGAAGACCCGGACCGACUGUACGAACUUUACGCUGUCGUUGUCCACAUAGGAGGUGGACCCUAUCAUGGACACUAUGUCUCUAUAAUUAAGACUCAAGACCGUGGGUGGCUCAUGUUUGACGACGAGUUGGUCGAGCCUGUUGAUAAGAGCUUCGUGCGAAACUUCUUUGGUGGUGAGCCGAAGCCUGGCGUGCAAGACGCCAGACAACUUGCUUGUGCUUAUGUGCUGUUUUACCAAGAGACAACAGUGGAAGCCGUGCAACGAGAACAGGAGGCCGAGGCCAGACAGGCUGCCGCUGCUGCUAGCAUGCCAAACAGAGACUCGGUCUCGAGAGAGACACAGGGCGGCUUGAUGAUCAACGGUCUCCGCAAUACACAUACAAUGCAGUCACCGAUUGAGGAGGAGCCCAGUGCCUUCGCAAAUCUUGCUCACGCUUCUACCGCUCCAGCUCUAUCACAGCAACGCUCAACCUUCAGUGCCAUGUCGACAUCACCUUUCCUCGGCUCUGGUUUCGGGUCUAUGGAUAAGAAGGCGGCGAAACAAGCGGAAAAAGAGCGCAAAGCGCAAGAGAAAGAAGCUCGCAAGCUCGCAGACGCAAAGAGAAAAGAGGCAGCCGAGGCGACGAGGAACGCUUGGAAGAAGCAAAAUGAGGACUACCUUGCUGCCAUUGAGCUCAGCAAGCAAACGGCUGCUGAAGAGGCCACUCGCGCAGGAAAUGCUGCUCCUGACAUGUCAACACCGAUAGCGACCCCAGCAGCACCGGCAACAGAUGGAAAAGAUCGACCAGGCCUCAGCAGAUUCAGACACAGCUCGAUGAGUCUACGUCAGAAACCAAAGUUCUGGACAUCAGGCAAAGAGAAGGAACCUGGAAGCCCAAUGCCAACACAGGCCGAGGAAGCCACCAAUACAACAGGUGGGGAGAAGGACGUCAAGAAGAACCGUUUUAGUCUGGGCAGAAAGAAGUCGACGGUCAUGUGA